AUGGCGGGCGGCGCUGGCCCGCAGCCGCUGGUGGCCGCGCAGCAGGGCGCGUGGCAGGGCCAGCAGCAGGGGGCGUGGCAGGUGCGGCCACAGGCCCAACAGAACGCGUCGUCGCUGCAGGCGCAGCAGGGUGGCGCCGGUGCUGGUGGUGGUGGUGGUGGUGGUGGUGGGUUGGGUGGGGUGAUGGCGUUCACGCAGCAGCAGCUGCCGGGAAUGCAGGUGUAUCCCCCAACGAUGCAGGCCCAAAUCUUGCCCCGCCUGCCGCCAUCACAACAGCAGCAGCAGCAGCAGCAGCAGCAGCCGUCGACCCCGCAGCAGCGGCCGACGGCCCCACCGCAACAGCAGCAGCAGCAGCCUGCAUCCGGUCAGCAGCAGCUGCCACCGCAGCAGCAGCUGCCACCGCAGCAGCAGCUGCCACCGCAGCAGCAGCUGCCACCGCAGCAGCAGCUGCCACCGCAGCAGCAGCUGCCAACGCAGCAGCAGCUGCCACCUCAACAGCAGCUGCCGACGCAACAGCAGCUGCCAACGCAACAGCAGCUGCCGCCAGCGGCCAGCCAAGGGUUUGCGUCCGGCGGUUCGGCAAUCGCCUCACUCCUGCAGGCCCUCGCGCCAGGGGGCGCCAUGCACUCGAUGUACGGCGCUCCGCCCACAAACAACCCGCCCGCCGCGCCGCCGCCGGCGCCGGCCGCGCCGCCGCCGCAGCUUCUGACGGGUGUGAUGGCCCCGGGGCGCCAGCUCAACCUGGCGCAGCCCCGCCAGCAGCAGGCUGCCGCGGACCACGAGCUCUGCCGCCGCGUCGCGGCCGCCGCGGCGCCCGCCGACGUGCUCGCGCUCGUGCCCCUCGCCGCUGCGUCGCAGUCCCCGCUGCCGGCGGCGCAGGCGGUCAAGAGGCUGGGCGAGCUGCGGGCGGGCGGGGCAGCGGUGGAGGCGGCGUCCCUGGGGGCGGUGAACGAGCUACUAGACGCGUGCCGCGCGCGCGCGCCGUCGUUUGGGCCGCGCGAGACCGCAGACGUCUCGGUGGCGCUGGCGCAGGCGAGCAGUGGUGGUUCCUGGGCGGUCGAUUGGGGUCGGGGCGAACGGCGCGAGGGCGGGGACGCUCGUUAG
This is a messenger RNA of Monoraphidium neglectum, 1104 nucleotides long. RefSeq lists its product as hypothetical. Bases 1 to 1104 code for a protein of 367 amino acids. The record is from RefSeq and is a predicted model, not a curated record. NCBI's taxonomy places the organism in Eukaryota, Viridiplantae, Chlorophyta, Chlorophyceae, Sphaeropleales, Selenastraceae. The transcript has a single exon.